GUGUGCGCUGUGUGCCGGCGUGUGCGCCGCGGAGUGAGCCCGGCCGCCGGGUGUGCGGGAGAGCGAGGGAGCGCGCCGACGCGCGGGCCGCCGCGGCCGAGCCCGGAGUGCGCGGCGCCCCCGCCCUCCCGGCCCGGCCAUGGCCCCAGCCCGGGGCCACCUGCCCCCCGCGCUCUGGGUCGUCACGGCCGCGGCGGCGGCGGCCACCUGCGUGUCCGCGGCGCGCGGUGAAGUGAAUUUGCUGGACACAUCGACCAUCCAUGGAGACUGGGGCUGGCUCACAUAUCCAGCACAUGGGUGGGACUCCAUCAACGAGGUGGACGAGUCCUUCCAGCCCAUCCACACGUACCAGGUUUGCAACGUCAUGAGCCCCAACCAGAACAACUGGCUGCGCACGAGCUGGGUGCCCCGGGACGGCGCGCGGCGCGUCUACGCCGAGAUCAAAUUCACGCUGCGCGACUGCAACAGCAUGCCGGGCGUGCUGGGCACCUGCAAGGAGACUUUCAACCUCUACUACCUGGAGUCGGACCGCGACCUGGGCGCCAGCACACAAGAAAGCCAGUUCCUCAAAAUCGACACCAUCGCGGCCGACGAGAGCUUCACAGGCGCCGACCUUGGCGUGCGGCGUCUCAAGCUCAACACCGAGGUGCGCGGCGUGGGGCCCCUCAGCAAGCGCGGCUUCUACCUGGCCUUCCAGGACAUCGGCGCCUGCCUCGCCAUCCUCUCUCUGCGCAUCUACUACAAGAAGUGCCCCGCCAUGGUGCGGAAUCUGGCCGCCUUCUCGGAGGCGGUGACGGGGGCCGACUCGUCCUCGCUGGUGGAGGUGCGGGGCCAGUGCGUGCGGCACUCGGAGGAGCGCGACACGCCCAAGAUGUACUGCAGCGCCGAGGGCGAGUGGCUGGUGCCCAUUGGCAAGUGCGUGUGCAGCGCUGGCUACGAGGAGCGGCGCGAUGCCUGUGUGGCCUGCGAGCUGGGCUUCUACAAGUCAGCCCCUGGGGACCAGCUGUGUGCCCGCUGCCCUCCCCACAGCCACUCUGCAGCCCCAGCCACCCAGGCCUGCCACUGUGACCUCAGCUACUACCGCGCGGCCCUGGAUCCCCCGUCCUCAGCCUGCACCCGGCCUCCCUCAGCACCAGUAAACCUGAUCUCUAGCGUGAAUGGGACAUCAGUGACUCUGGAGUGGGCUCCUCCUCUGGACCCAGGUGGCCGCAGUGACAUCACCUACAAUGCUGUGUGCCGCCGCUGCCCCUGGGCCCUGAGCCACUGCGAGGCGUGUGGGAGUGGCACCCGCUUUGUGCCCCAGCAGACGAGCUUGGUGCAGGCCAACCUGCUGGUGGCCAACCUGCUGGCACAUAUGAACUACUCCUUCUGGAUUGAGGCUGUCAACGGCGUGUCGGACCUGAGCCCCGAGCCCCGCCAGGCUGCUGUUGUCAACAUCACCACAAACCAGGCAGCCCCAUCCCAGGUGGUGGUGAUCCGGCAGGAGCGGGCAGGCCAGACCAGCGUGUCGUUGCUGUGGCAGGAGCCGGAGCAGCCCAACGGCAUCAUCUUGGAGUAUGAGAUCAAGUACUAUGAGAAGGACAAGGAAAUGCAGAGCUACUCCACGCUCAAGGCCGUCACCACCAGAGCCACCAUCUCUGGCCUCAAGCCGGGCACGCGCUACGUGUUCCAGGUCCGAGCCCGCACCUCGGCAGGCUGCGGCCGCUUCAGCCAGGCCAUGGAGGUGGAGACUGGGAAACCUCGGCCCCGCUAUGACACCCGGACCAUCGUCUGGAUCUGCCUAACCCUCAUCACGGGCCUAGUGGUGCUUCUGCUCCUGCUCAUCUGUAAGAAGAGACACUGUGGUUACAGCAAGGCCUUCCAGGACUCGGACGAGGAAAAGAUGCACUAUCAGAGUGGACAGGCACCCCCUCCUGUUUUUCUGCCCCUGCACCACCCCCCGGGAAAGCUCCCAGAACCCCAGUUCUAUGCAGAACCCCACAACUAUGAGGAGCCAGGCCGGGCAGGCCGCAAUUUCACCCGAGAGAUUGAGGCCUCCAGGAUCCACAUCGAAAAAAUCAUUGGCUCUGGAGAGUCUGGGGAAGUCUGCUAUGGGCGGCUGCGGGUGCCAGGGCAGCGGGAUGUGCCUGUGGCCAUCAAGGCCCUCAAGGCCGGCUACACGGAGAGACAGCGGCGGGACUUCCUGAGCGAGGCAUCCAUCAUGGGUCAGUUCGACCACCCUAAUAUCAUCCGCCUGGAGGGUGUCGUCACCCGUGGCCGCCUGGCCAUGAUCGUGACCGAGUACAUGGAGAACGGCUCUCUGGAUGCCUUCCUGAGGACCCACGAUGGGCAGUUCACCAUCACGCAGCUGGUGGGCAUGCUCAGGGGAGUGGGCGCCGGCAUGCGCUACCUCUCAGACCUGGGCUAUGUCCACCGGGACCUGGCCGCCCGGAACGUCCUGGUGGACAGCAACCUGGUCUGCAAAGUGUCUGACUUCGGGCUCUCACGGGUGCUGGAGGACGACCCCGAUGCUGCCUACACCACCACGGGAGGGAAGAUCCCCAUCCGCUGGACAGCCCCUGAGGCUAUUGCCUUCCGUACCUUCUCCUCGGCCAGCGAUGUGUGGAGUUUUGGCGUGGUCAUGUGGGAAGUGCUGGCCUAUGGGGAGCGGCCCUACUGGAACAUGACCAACAGAGAUGUCAUCAGCUCUGUAGAGGAGGGGUACCGCCUGCCUGCACCCAUGGGCUGCCCCCGCGCCCUGCACCAGCUCAUGCUUGACUGCUGGCACAAGGACCGGGCCCAGCGGCCUCGCUUCUCCCAGAUCAUCAGCGUCCUCGACGCACUGAUCCGCAGCCCUGAGACUCUCAGGGCCACAGCCACUGUCAGCAGGUGCCCACCCCCUGCUUUCGCCCGGAGCUGCUUUGACCUCCGAGGGGGCGGAGGCGGGGGCCUCACCGUGGGGGACUGGCUGGACUCUAUCCGCAUGGGCCGGUACCGAGACCACUUCGCUGCCGGUGGUUACUCCUCUCUGGGCAUGGUGCUGCGUAUGAACGCCCAGGACGUGCGGGCCCUGGGCAUCACCCUCAUGGGUCACCAGAAGAAGAUCCUGGGCAGCAUCCAGACCAUGCGGGCCCAGCUGACCAGCACCCAGGGGCCUCGCCGGCACCUCUGACUUGUGGCGGGCAGGGCCACCUCAGGAUCAGCCAGCUGUCAGAGGGCCUAGGCUCUGCCCCUCCUUGUUGGCUGCCCUCCUUGCAGGCACUAGGAAGGCUAAAGGCUCUAUCACAGGAUCUAGAGUCAGCAGGGGUCAGUGCCCAGCAUAGCCAGGACACCUGUGCCUCAGGGCAGAGGCCUUCUUUCCAGAGCCUGGGCCUCCAUGCCAUAGAGUCCAAAAGAGACUUCGUUUAUCUGCCUCGGUGUGUGCAUGCAUGUCUGUGUGUGAAUGUAUGUGUACGUGUGUGUGCUGUGGGGAGUGUAUUCAAUGGGGUCCUUGUGUGUGAUCACAUGUGUGUCCACACAGUUGGGUCUCAGGAUGAAUGUGCGAGGUGUGUGCUUAUCCGUCAAGGCUGGGGCACAUGUGCGUGACCGUGGAUGGUGUGUUAUGAAUGAGGAGGUGUGACUCAGAGUGAUGCGCCCAGGUCCCAACACCCACGGGGCCUGGGGAGAAGCUCACGCCAGCUGCCCCCUACACCUGGAGGCCAGAGCCAGGGUCCAUUUCUGAACCUCACCAGCACCAGGCCCACCCUUGUCUCUGCCUGGGUGAGCCCACCUUGGCUGUAUCUCAGGUCUAGGUCCUCCCUCUAGCCGGGGGGGCCACCUGCAGCCUCCACCCGGCUCCCAUCGCUGCUUCAACAGGAAAACAGGGUUCCUGGCCAGUCCUACUGGCCACCUUUCAUGUAGACUCACAGCAGAGCACACGAAAUGCCCUCAGCUGUCCUUGGCUGCCCGGCCAGGGUGAGGGCCCACAAGCUCCCCUCUUGUCUCUGCUACCUUCCCCCGAUGGCCCAGGCUUCAUCACUUGGAAGUCCCUUUGCCAACCUUGCACUGCCCAGCUCUGAGCCGCCCUGCCACCACGCCUAGGAUCAGGAACCAGAAGAUCCUGGUGUCUCAUCCACCCCUUCCUGUACCACAAGGGGAGACUGAGGCCUGAAAGGGAUGUACCGUGUCCUGGGUCACAUGGCAAGCAAAAGUCAGAGUUGGGGCCUCCUGCCUCCCAGCCCAGGCCUCCCCUCCCUGCACACCACCCGACACGGUGGCUGCUGCUGUGGGGACAGCCACCUGGAAAGCCCCACCCCCUCACAGACAGACCCUUCCCCUUACGGCCCACCAGGGUAUGUAAAUAUCUUCUUUUCUACCAUGUCAGAAUAUUUUCUCCUCACUCCUGACAAUGCAAAAAUGGUCUUCAAAGCACAUGAAAAGCACCAGGGUGAGACAGCCCCAUCCCGGGGCAGUCGGCAGGCAGGGUUCAAGGCACCCCCAGAGGGAGGGGCCGGCCCAGCUCCCAGCCCCAUCCAGCCCUCCCCACAGCCAGCACAGUGACCGCGGCACACCAGCACUGAGCCCCUCUCCCUCCUGCAAUAAUUCGGGGAGUCAGCCCUGUCCGGGUGCCGCGGCCAGCUCUCUACACCUCUCUCUAUGUUAUAUUUCUAUAUAGCCGAGCUGCUCUUCCUUCCUAUGGAAGUCGGAAACAUGGUCAGGACACGAUUUGGGGGGGGGCCUGUCUUCCUCCCCACCCUACACACUCUCACCCGGUUUCUGGGCUCUGGAUCCUCAUAGUCACGGGGGCACUGUGGCCCUGGCACUUACAAAAGUGUGGCCCUUGCCCCCAGUGUGGAGUCCCUCUUGGGGACUGCCUCUCUGUGGUCUCCAUCCUGAGUCUUGGACUUACCCACAAUGAGAAUAAAUUCUGCCUCAUCUUU
Nycticebus coucang (slow loris) is the source of this 4898-nucleotide messenger RNA. RefSeq names its product EPH receptor A8 (gene EPHA8). NCBI's taxonomy places the organism in Eukaryota, Metazoa, Chordata, Mammalia, Primates, Lorisidae. Gene Ontology annotation, cellular component: neuron projection; plasma membrane. Gene Ontology annotation, molecular function: protein binding; transmembrane-ephrin receptor activity; ATP binding. Bases 140 to 3151 code for a protein of 1003 amino acids. Gene Ontology annotation, biological process: cell surface receptor protein tyrosine kinase signaling pathway; axon guidance; protein phosphorylation. The transcript has 17 exons. The record is from RefSeq and is a predicted model, not a curated record.